AUGACCAAGGCGACGAUGAAGGCAGAGGCAGAGGCACGAGAUGCUCUGCGCAAGGAGUUCCUGGCGAUGCAGGAAGCCGUCAAGAACACCGAGAUAUUGAUCCCAUUUAUCUUCUAUGACGGAACGAAUAUACCCGCAGGGAGCGUCAAGGUGAAGAAGGGGGACCCCGUCUGGUUGUUCCUCGACCGAUGCCGUAAGGUGGGAGCAGAGCUGGGAGUGGGUGGUAACAGCGGAGCCACCAAGGGACGCAGAGAUAACCGUCGUGAAUGGGCCCGAGUCAGUGUCGACGAUUUGAUGCUCGUCAAAGGAGAAAUCAUUGUCCCGCAUCAUUACGAAUUAUACUAUUUCAUCGCCAACCGUGUACCCAACUUCACUCAAGCCGGUGGGCUGCUGUUCGAUUAUUCCAACAAGCCUCCUCCAGCCAGCGAUAAUCCGUUGUCGAACCCGAAUGGCGAAGAACUUGAAGGAGCCGACAAAGAUCCCUCGACAACCAGGGUGGUAGACAGACGGUGGUAUGAGCGAAACAAGCACAUCUUCCCGGCCAGUCUAUGGAGGGAAUAUGAACCUGGUCCGGAAUUCGAGGAAAAGAUGCGUACGACAAAGCGUGAUGCGUCUGGAAAUACGUUCUUCUUUUGA
This is a messenger RNA of Aspergillus melleus, 636 nucleotides long. RefSeq names its product FAM50/XAP5 family protein. The record is from RefSeq and is a predicted model, not a curated record. Gene Ontology annotation, biological process: chromatin organization. Gene Ontology annotation, cellular component: nucleus. Lineage: Eukaryota; Fungi; Ascomycota; Eurotiomycetes; Eurotiales; Aspergillaceae. Bases 1 to 636 code for a protein of 211 amino acids. The transcript has 2 exons.